AUGUUUGAGCACUCUCCUCCAGGCGAAUAUCAGACUGGCCGCCCCCAAACGACUAUGUCCGUUCCUUUCAAUCGACGAAUUCUAUCUGCCACGACUUUCGGGGUUUUGGGUUGUGCAUUUGGGCUCGGGCUUGCCACGUCAUGGGUUUGGAAUGGCCAGUCUCAACGCUACUCUCCUGAAUGUGUCGCGCAUUUUGAUGCACCACGACCAUUGUUUGACCUCGAGGCUGCCCCAGUAGUGGUCACCAUUACCAAAACGGUCCAGGCCUCCCAGCCGGUUCCGACACCCGAGCCGCCAGAAUUAUUGCUAAAGGGGCGUCCUACGGCAGCAUUCAAAGAUAACUUACUUCCCAACGUUCAAUACGUAACCACCUUCCCAGGUUCAGGUUGGACUAACGAUGUGCUCUUAUAUAUGAACCUUCUCUACCUCGCUCUUAUUACUGAGCGAGUGGCUGUAAUCCCGUACUUCACCCCCACCCAUGUUGGGGGCAGCGCGCCAACAAUCGGCUUUGGCGAAAUCUUUGACAUUCCGCGUCUGGAGAAAGCAUUAGGGACGCGUAUCCUGGAGUGGCACCAGGUCAAGGACCCUCAAAGCGAGACCAUCGACACUAUGGGCUGCUGGAGCGUUUGGAAGGGCGUUCAAAGUUUCAACACCGAGUCUCAUUUUACGAGUGCGACGAUGCGGCUGAAACUGGAUGUCUCGUAUACCACAGCUCCCCGAUGGAUAAAGUUGGAGCCUGGCAACGAUGGCGAUCCACAUGCAUCAUUUUGGGCUCUAGCAGCACUUGCUUUCCCUGAGACACGGUCAGAAAACCUGCAGAGCCCAGCACUCUCUCCCAUCAACAAAGCUGCUCUUGCUCCCGACGAACACCUACUCUGCUACGACUAUCUCUAUUAUGUUGGCGCAACCAACACAUACGAAUGGGAAGCAGAUUACAGCCCCGCUUGGAGAUUUGUUGGGCGGCACAUGCAUUGGACGCCAGAAAUUAUGAAGCUUGCUGACCAAUAUGUGCGAGACGCUCUAACUGUGGCUCCUGCUGAUUACGGAUGGCGGCAGUACAUAUCAGUCCACGUCCGACACGGCGACUUUGCUGGUUGGUGUGAAGUCGUUCUCAAGGAAUGUUUCGCACCACUCUCUGCUAUCGCUCGACGGGUAGAAGAAGUGCAAGACGAGAUCUGGGAAAAGGAGCGCUUGAUCGUGGACCGCGUCAUUGUUACGAGCGAUGAACCUAAUCAUGAAUGGUGGGAGGAGGUAAACGAGCUUGGAUGGGCUCGACCUGAUCAUUCUCAAACAAUUGCGCGCUACGGAGCUUGGCAUCCGAUUCUCAUUGACGCAGCGAUUCAAUCGGGAGCGACGGGUUUUGUAGGCACAGAUAGGUCAACAGUAUCGACCCUGGCCCGCAAACGGGUAGCAGCAUGGAAUAAUGGCCCUGUGAGAACAGUUCGUUGGGGCUCAGCUGGCGCGGACGAUCAUUAA
Messenger RNA from Mycena indigotica, 1476 nucleotides. RefSeq lists its product as uncharacterized. The transcript has 10 exons. Gene Ontology annotation, biological process: protein O-linked glycosylation via fucose. Lineage: Eukaryota; Fungi; Basidiomycota; Agaricomycetes; Agaricales; Mycenaceae. The record is from RefSeq and is a predicted model, not a curated record. Bases 1 to 1476 code for a protein of 491 amino acids. Gene Ontology annotation, molecular function: peptide-O-fucosyltransferase activity.